Molecule: messenger RNA, 901 nt
Organism: Spinacia oleracea (spinach)
Lineage: Eukaryota; Viridiplantae; Streptophyta; Magnoliopsida; Caryophyllales; Amaranthaceae
Product: ABC transporter G family member 11-like
Exons: 8
Coding region: 239-901 (220 amino acids)
Cellular component (GO): membrane
Molecular function (GO): ABC-type transporter activity
Source: RefSeq, a predicted model, not a curated record
GUUUUGCAAUCUAAGGGUUUCGUGUUGCGGGGGUGGUGUGUUUUGCUCAGGUGAAGGAGGUUUCAGAAGAUUGGAGUUGGGGUUCCCAUCUGCUGCAAAAGAAAUGAAUUGAUUGAUUUUGAGGAAAGAACAAGCGCAUAUGAGGAUUUCAACAUGACUACAUGGUAAAGAAUCUAAAGCCCGCCUUACACUCUCUCCCCUUUUUAUCAGUAUAUAUGCUUUGAAGGGUCCUUUAUAUAUGAUGUUGUGGAUUUCACUUCACAAAAGGCUGUUAAGAGUUUUGUAUCUUCGGGAUUCCGGUCAAUGGUAUGGUGUUAUAGCUGCUCCUGAGAUUACAGGUUGGCUGUCUAUUGGUGGAUUUCCGUCCUUUGUUGAAGAUAUGAAGGUAUUCCAGAGGGAAAGGUUGAAUGGGCACUAUGGAGUAACAGCAUUUGUGAUAAGCAACACAAUAUCUGCAAUGCCAUUCCUAAUGUUGAUAACCUUUCUUUCGGGAACAGUUUGUUAUUUCAUGGUUUGGUUGCAUCCAGGGUUUGAGCACUAUAUAUUCUUUGUGCUAUGUCUUUAUGCUAGUGUCACUGUUGUUGAGAGCUUAAUGAUGGCCAUCGCCAGCGUUGUCCCCAAUUUCCUCAUGGGAAUUAUUACUGGUGCUGGCAUACAGGGAAUAUUCAUGCUUGUUUCGGGCUUCUUCCGGCUCCCCAAGGACAUACCAAAGCCAGUAUGGCGUUAUCCCAUGUCUUACAUCAGUUUCCAUUUCUGGGCUCUUCAAGGGCAAUACCAAAAUGACCUAAAGGGAGUGGUGUUUGACAACAAGACACCAGAUCUACCAAAGAUACCAGGGGAGUACUCUUCUUGUCUUCUUGAUGCUGAGUUAUGUUUGGUCCUAAAGCUUCUUUUUUCUUGA